AUGACCACUUCAUCAUCCGCUGGAACCACCAGACAGCAGCUACCAGACCCAUCAACUUGGGUUCCGUUGAAAUCCAAGUUCAUCGAUCGAUCCAGCUCUCAUUGGACCUCAAUUUACAAAGCUCAACUCGACCCCCAUCAACACUCCGAGCUAUGCGGGCGUCUGGCGAACUUCGUUCCAGCAUCACCUACAAGAAAACCCGAUCAGGACAACGCUAACUGGAUUGCAAUUAAAAUUGUCUCCCCUCAUUUAAAUCGCCCGCCUCACGAUACUCUGACGGAAAUCAAAACCUUAUCCCGGCUAGACCACCCAAACGUUGCACCUCUACUAGCAUACAGGGAACCACCUGAGCACGUCAAUUACUGUCUGUUUUUGCCGCUUUACCCACUCAGCUUGUACGAACUUCUGAAUGCACAGAAAAAACACUUCCAUCCGUCGACCUACGCGGGCUUCGAUGUUCUUACCCGACGAGUGGUCCGCGACGUGGGCGCCGGGCUGAGUUUUCUGCACAACCAAUCGCUUGCUCAUCGGGACAUCAACCCGUCAAACAUCGCCUUGACUAACCAGGGCCAUGCCGUGCUCAUCGACUUCGGAACCGUCUGGCCCGGCCAUCCUGCCCCUGAAUCCGACUCGCUGGAAUUCGAGCUCGGAACCAUGCCCUAUAGAGCACCGGAGCUGCUAUUUGGAAGCCGUUCGUAUUCGCCAUUGGCGCUCGAUAUCUGGGCGUUUGGCGCGCUGAUUGCCGAGUUUUACAGGCCGAUGGAACGCUCAGAGGACGAGUUUGUUCCGCUAGACUCCGCCCCCUCAACCCCAGAUAACACAGGCUUGGGCACAGGGACAGCGAUGGACUGGUACUCUAGCGGCGACCUCAGCGAUCCAUCGGGCGCUGCUCUUCCCCAACAGGCCAAUCUCAUCUGCCCGGUCGUUCGUAAAACUCUUUUCGACGGCUCCAUCGGGGACAUUGGCCUGGCCGGGAGCAUUUUCAAGAUUCGUGGAACUCCCGAUUCCACUACUUGGCCAGAGGCCAAACGACUGCCGGAUUUCUCAAAGCUGAAUUUUCACGCAUUCCCCAAACAAGAUUUAAGAGUUCAUCUACCGACUCUGAGGUACACUUUGGACUCCCUUGUGGAAAAGCUGUCUGCUAUAGUAGGACAAGAUACGGAAGAGGCGGUCAAGCUGAGGUAUCAAAUCGAAGUAGAGAGACGCGAGAUGGAAGAGAAAGUGAGCAUGGUCGACGGCUUCUUGAGCUACGAGUCGUCGGCCAGGCUCCGCGCUUUCCGCGACAUCUUCUCCCCUGAACCCAGCUGCAGUAGCCAUGAUCGUUGCAAUUCUUGGAUUUGGGAAACUGUGGUCAAUGAGGACCAGAUCUGUGUAGACACUGUGGAUACCUUCUUCUUAUCUGAAUCUGAUUGUUGA
Molecule: messenger RNA, 1416 nt
Organism: Puccinia triticina
Lineage: Eukaryota; Fungi; Basidiomycota; Pucciniomycetes; Pucciniales; Pucciniaceae
Exons: 5
Coding region: 1-1416 (471 amino acids)
Biological process (GO): protein phosphorylation
Cellular component (GO): nucleus
Molecular function (GO): ATP binding; cyclin-dependent protein serine/threonine kinase activity
Source: RefSeq, a predicted model, not a curated record